CGUAUAUUUCGUUAUCAUUCAGAAGCAAUGAUAAGUCAGAAAAUGUCCGCAUGUGUGACAGCCGAAAUGGAAUCGGGGUUCCAACUUUCAUGUAAACAACAGGCGUUGUUGUUGCCCCUAUUGAUUGACUGAAAUUUUUCACCACAGCUCUACCACUUGGUUGGAAUUAAUUACAUACAAACAUGUUUGGUGUUAUUCGAGCCUUGCCCCGAUCUGCGAAACGAAUGCCCUUGAAUGCCAAGCGAGGACAUAACUACUACAAAGGUACUGGUUCCGGUGCCAUGGGUCGACAUACCAAACGAGGCGGCUAUGUCAUUGACUGGAGCAAGGUCAGAACUUUUGUUGUACCCGAUCUGGAAGGAUUUAAGCUCGGACCUUACGUUUCUCGCAAAACCAACUUGGAACGAAAGUAAACGACGCAUGCGCAUUGUCCGAUUCAAAAGGAAAAAACCAAAGCAUUCAACUAUCACCCUCAUCGAUAUAGAAAUCUCUCAACUUAUACAUAACGCUAUCUUCCCUCACUAGAGUUCGGUUUCAACGUCUUUAUUUUCAAUACAAUCAGUUUCUGGAAGCCAGUGUCUAAUUUUUGAAAUACAUACUUGAUACAAGGAUGUUCCGGACAAAAAUCACGGAUAAUUGAAAUAUGGAACGUAAAUGCCGCCAUAGAAAGAAGCAGCGCAAUCAAUGUCUGACAAGUAGGAUGCAAAUGUUUCUGUAACCCAAUUUUUUACGCAUGAAGCAACACUGCUGUGAUACACUAUAUGUUAAUCAAGGUGACUGGAGACGGCAAAAUAAAAAGAAUAGCACACGCAC
Molecule: messenger RNA, 813 nt
Organism: Radiomyces spectabilis
Lineage: Eukaryota; Fungi; Mucoromycota; Mucoromycetes; Mucorales; Radiomycetaceae
Product: mitochondrial ribosomal protein L27-domain-containing protein
Exons: 3
Coding region: 183-413 (76 amino acids)
Biological process (GO): translation
Cellular component (GO): mitochondrial large ribosomal subunit
Molecular function (GO): structural constituent of ribosome
Source: RefSeq, a predicted model, not a curated record